This is a messenger RNA of Oppiella nova, 192 nucleotides long. The record is from the annotation of a GenBank genome assembly. Lineage: Eukaryota; Metazoa; Arthropoda; Arachnida; Sarcoptiformes; Oppiidae.
AUGCCCGCCUUAAUCGGUGUCAACGAGUUUGUGUCGGAAACCAAGGAUGACAUCAACUCUCCCACCACCUCGUCGUUUGUCUCGCGAAUGGCUCACUGCAGACAAAUGGUGUCCACUCUCGAGGAAGAAAUGAUGGCUCGAAUUGGUUGUGUCUGUCGAGUGGUGACAGUUGUGGACACUCGCGGACACUGA